CGCUCCUGGAGACUGGGCUAUGCCAAGUGGACUCCAAGGCAGAGGGUUUUGCCCAGGAUGCCAGGACGAGCCCAUCCAUAGCUCUGUUCAACUGGACGGCCCAGAUCGUGGAGGAGGCGUACACCAACAGCACACAGAAGUGCUGGGAGUUCUUCGUUGAGCUGAUGAGGAACGUGACAGUGUCGGAGCUGUGCGAGUGGAAAGUCAUCAGCAGGCCCUACAGCUUCCUGCGGGCCUGCCUGGAGACCUGCGCUGACCAGCUGCACUACGGCUACCCC
Merops nubicus (carmine bee-eater) is the source of this 278-nucleotide messenger RNA. RefSeq names its product receptor activity-modifying protein 2-like. The annotation marks the transcript as partial. The transcript is spliced from 3 exons. Gene Ontology annotation, biological process: intracellular protein transport; regulation of G protein-coupled receptor signaling pathway. Gene Ontology annotation, molecular function: coreceptor activity. The record is from RefSeq and is a predicted model, not a curated record. Lineage: Eukaryota; Metazoa; Chordata; Aves; Coraciiformes; Meropidae. Gene Ontology annotation, cellular component: membrane.